This is a messenger RNA of Camarhynchus parvulus, 2303 nucleotides long. RefSeq names its product protein cordon-bleu-like. Lineage: Eukaryota; Metazoa; Chordata; Aves; Passeriformes; Thraupidae. Bases 117 to 2261 code for a protein of 714 amino acids. The transcript has 12 exons. The record is from RefSeq and is a predicted model, not a curated record. Gene Ontology annotation, biological process: actin filament polymerization; actin filament network formation. Gene Ontology annotation, molecular function: actin monomer binding. Gene Ontology annotation, cellular component: terminal web; ruffle; plasma membrane.
CUCCUGAACUCUCCGCUCUUCCCUCCCUCUCGGUACCCCCGCCUCCGACCUUCGCCGCUGCCGGGAUCGCGUCUUGCACCGGCCCGUCCUCUGAGAAGCGGCGAGGGGGCCCGGCCAUGGAGACCCUCGUGCGUCCCGGGGCCAGCAAACCCCCCACUGGGAAAAGAAUGAAAGCUCGUGCUCCCCCUCCACCAAAUCAACCUUCUGCCGCAAGUAGAAUUCAAAGUGAGCCCAAGUCACCUGCAGAGACAUCUGUAAUUUCUGAUCAGAGCCUUGUGAGCAUGAAGGAGAACAUGAUAAACAGACUGGUGGACUUCACAGUUGUUUUACCCAGUGGGGUGGAGCAGAAGUGCACAGUGCAAGGAAGUAAAGCUGUGAUGGAUGUAUUGGUUGAUUUAUGCAGCCAGUACCGCUUAAAUCCAUCUCAACAUAGUCUUGAACUAAAGUCUUCGGGAACUCAACAAGUUCUGAGUUACAAGCCAAACACUUUGAUAGGAGCACUGGAUGUACAGACAGUACUUCUGAAAGAGAAGAUUCCUGAAGAGAAGGCAAAGCGACCUCUGCCAAGGGUCCCUGAGAAAUCUGUGAGGCUGGUAGUGAACUACCUGAAGACACAGAAAGCUGUGGUUCGAGUUAGUCCAGAGGUGCCUCUCCACAGCAUCAUCCCAGCUAUUUGUGAGAAGUGUGAAGUCAGCCAAGAGCACAUUGUUCUUCUGCGGGAUGGUAUAACUGGGGAAGAGCUGGAGCUUACCAAGUCCUUGGAGGAGCUAGGGAUAAAGGAGCUGUACGCCUGGGACAGAAAAAAAGUUCCUCCAUCAAAAACUCAGUCUGAGCCUUCUCUGAACUAUAGAGAACCAAAUCGAAAGGCUUCAGUAAGCAGUGAUGCAAUAGAGAAAGAAAAGACAAGACUUUUGGGAUUGUUUAAUGCUGAUAGAAGAAGCAGCCAGGGUUUUUCCACAGCACCAAAUUCCCCUUCGGUGAAUUCUCGUUCCAGUAGCCUGGGUUCAUCACUGUCCCUUGGUAACAUCUCUGGAAUGACAGCAAACCCAGAAGUGAAAAAGCGCAGAGCACCUCCUCCACCAGUUGCAACGCCAGUAUUGCCGAACGCGGAGGUGAGGGGACAAGAGAGGACAGCAGCACAGAUAUCACAAGGAGCAUCCUUGAAUGAUUUAAGGAAAAAGAAGAGGCGUGCCCCUCUUCCACCAGCUGCGUCUGCUCCACCCACUCCUGCCAUACCAAACAGGACAGAAGACAGGGAAGACAAGAGGAAGAGCACAAUGGGUGAUGGACGGCAGGUGCCACAAAAGCCUCCUAGGGGCACCACUCGUGGUCCCCCCCAGUUAGUGAUCCCCCCACCCCCACCUUACCCUCCUCCUGGCAGUGACAUUGUGGAUCCAACAGUGUGUUACAGAGAAGCAGAUGUUACAGCACCAACAAAGCUGGUACCUAAACAGAGCCUGCUGUCUACACAUGAUAAUGUUUAUGUAGUGGAUGACACGGUUCUGGAGCUAUCGGAGGUGGAAGAAACGGCAUCAGAAAGCAGCUGCUUUGCAUCAGAGGACACCACGGAGGACUCGGGUGUUGUGAGCUCCCCGUCUGACAUUGUGUCUCUGGAGUCACAAAGUGACAGUAUGAAGCUGAGAGACAUCAGGCUGGUCAAUGGCUACACGGACCCAGCUGAGGCAGAUGCAGUUCGGACGGGCCCUGUGCCGAACGCUUACUGCGACAGCGUGGGACCUGACCGUGCUCCGCCGAGGCAAGAUGAAGCAACAGCUUUGGCUAAGCAUGAGAAUGUACACACAUUCAUUACAGCACGGCUCCAGCAGACUUUGGCUGACCUGGAUGAAGAUUUAGAAGCAGUGGAUGGUGUCAGUAACUCUGACUCUGACUACGCCAGUGAAGCCUUGAACCCACACAUAAGAAAAGUUGAGGCCACCCAAGAUGUUUCCAUUUCUGUUCCAGUAACAAUCAUAGAUGAUGCUCCAGAAAUUAGCACCUCUUACUCAUAUGAAAAUCAAGAGGUGGAGAUUGAGGUUUCACAGAAUGUCUCAGCGGACUCUGUUAAUGCAAGAAACUUCACAAAUAAAAACAACAAUGCAGGUUCCUUUGAUAAGGGACACACAGAUGGUGGAGCUGUAUACAAGGACCUAAUAUAUCAGCAACCAUCUGAAAAUGAAUUCAUUCACUUGCCUGUGGAACAGAGGAGAGAUAUGUUUGAAUCUCUCACAUCCUCCUUUGAAAAAAAAAUGAAAAGAGCUUAAGACUGGAACUCUCUCCUAAACAUGGUGUGAAGUCUGAGGAAU